Xylaria bambusicola is the source of this 1133-nucleotide messenger RNA. RefSeq lists its product as uncharacterized. The transcript is spliced from 6 exons. The record is from RefSeq and is a predicted model, not a curated record. NCBI's taxonomy places the organism in Eukaryota, Fungi, Ascomycota, Sordariomycetes, Xylariales, Xylariaceae. The coding region runs from base 436 to 1086 and encodes 216 amino acids.
UAGGUUUCUAUAAAAAGAAGAUCUCCACAUAGCAUCCACGGAACUCAAGGAGCUAGACUAUGCUCUUUAAUAUGAAUUCAUCUAUGAAGCCAUGGUUCUAAUUCAUCCGCAAAUUCGCGAGGUGGGCUGGAAGGGUCAUCGUCAGUAACGUUUCCGAGGCUGAGGACUUGGUCCUGUGAUCCACUCGUGUUUGGAAAGUGGAACGUUAUCGGCCGUGUCCUUGGAUGACCAAAGUAUGAACUUGAUGUAAAGCGUGAGUAACUUUGACGAUGUGGAAAAGUAUAAAUAAAGGGCUUCUCACAAGACCGUCGAUCAAUUUUUUCAUCAUCACUCAUCAGCACACUCAAGCAACUCAAGCCUGUCCAGAAAGCCCACGGCAAAUCAUACGCUAUUCAUAGCUACGAUAUCCCCUCAACAUCUUCUCGAAAAUUCACGAUGCUUUCUUUCAUCACUCUCUUCGGCGCCGCUAUGGUUGCUGCUAACCCCUUGGUUCUUCCUAGCGUUGGGAGUGGCACUGCCCCUGACCCAACCACCAUCAGGAUCCAGAGCGUUUCUGCCAGUGGCAACGGCUGUCCCCAGGGAACCGUCUCUACUGAGUUAUCUCCAGAUCGCCAGGUCGUCACUUUCGGUUUCGAUGCGUUCCAGACUUACAUCGGACCUGGCACCAGCGUCUCCGACAGGACCAAGAACUGCCAGCUUCACUUGAACCUCGUCUACCCCGGUGGAUUCCAGUACGCCGUUGUUGAGUCUACCUACCACGGCUAUGCACAGCUUGAGAAGGGUGUCACUGGGACCUUCUACUCGACUUACUACUUUAGCCAGUCUCCUGCUGACACUACCACAACCUCCACUUCCAUCGCUGGAGGCGUUAGCCCUUGGCUCUUUGGCGAUGUCUACACCAAGCAGGAUCUGGUCCCUACUGCUUCCAUCAUCUGGUCGCCUUGUGGUGCCACCGGCAUCCUCAACGUCAACAACCGCAUCGCGUUGACGUCGUCCAACUCAACCGCCUACGGCACCAUUUCCGACGACGAUGCCACAGUCGCACUCACGCAACAGGUCCACGUUGCCUGGCAAUCCUGCAAGUAAGCAGCUGGCCUAAAACGACCUUUCAGCUCAUCUUGGGCGUAAAGGGC